AGCUAGAGGCGUGGUCAAACUAAGACCAAAAGUGGAAUGAAUUAGGCUGAGCUGACAGUAGACUUCGCUCCCUCUGCAUAAGCCCCUGCUCUGCAGCUCUCCGGAACAGAUUGUGACCAUGGAUCUGGAACACAAUCAGUCCACAGAUUACUAUUAUGAGGAAAAUGAAGUCAAUGGCACUCAGGAUUACAGUCAGUAUGAAAUACUCUGUGUCAAAGAGGAGGUCAGAAAUUUUGCCAAGGUAUUCCUGCCUGCCUUCUACGCAGUGGCUUUUAUUGCAGGAAUUGCAGGAAAUUCCACAGUGGUGGCUAUCUAUGCCUACUACAAGAAACAGAAAACCAAGACUGAUGUGUAUAUCAUGAAUCUGGCAGUGGCUGAUUUGCUUCUGCUCAUCACCUUGCCCUUUUGGGCAGCAAAUGCAGUGCACGGAUGGGUACUAGGGAUACCAAUGUGCAAACUUACUUCAGCCUUAUUCACCAUAAACUUUGUCUCUGGAAUGCAGUUUCUGGCCUGCAUCAGCGUAGACAGAUACUCUGCGAUAACUAAAGUCCCAGGUCAUCAAAGAGUUGGGAAACCAUGCUGGAUUAUCUGUGUCAGUGUCUGGCUCAUUGCAAUACUGCUGAGCAUACCUCAACUAGUUUUUAAUACAGUGAAUGACAAGAAGAGAUGCCUGCCUAUAUUUUCACACCACCUAGGAACAACAAUUAAGGCAUCAAUUCAGAUCCUGGAAAUUUGCAUAGGGUUUGUAUUACCCUUUCUCAUAAUGGCAGUUUGCUAUUCCCUGACUGCCAGGACACUCAUCAAGAUACCCAACAUAAAGAAAUCUCGGCCCCUCCAGGUUCUACUAGCGGUAGUGGUUGUUUUCAUUGUCACUCAGCUGCCAUACAACAUAGUCAAGUUCUGGCAAGCCAUCGACAUCAUCUAUUCAUUGAUUAUCGACUGUGAAAUGAGUAAGCGCAUGGAUGUGGCCAUACAAAUCACAAAAAGCUUGGCCCUUUUUCAUAGCUGUCUCAACCCAAUCCUAUAUGUUUUUAUGGGAUCCUCUUUUAAAAUGCACAUUACCAAAAUGGUGAAGAAAUAUGGCUACUGGAGGAGACAGAGACAAAAUCCAGAAGACAUUCCCUUUGAUUCCGAAGGUCAAGCGGAGCCAACAAAUACUUUUAGUAUCUAGCAGACAGACUGAUCUCUUUGUUUACUGGGGUGUAUGAUGCUGCUCAAUGUAUUUUAAUAUGGGAGAACACAUCUGUGUUUAUCAGAGACUCAAAUUUCAGUGUGGGACACUAAGACAUAUAUCUUGACAAGACAGUUUUGCAUCUUGUGGCAAAAACAUAGGAUAAAAAUACAAGCCAAGUUUCCCCUUGUGAUCUCAAAAAAAUCUAGCACUGCACUAAAUGAAUUAAAACAAUAAUAACAACUACCAGAGGAGGAAAGGAAGAAAUCCCUACAGAAAAUCCAGCAGAGACCUAGGAAAUGAAAAAGCAAAGAAAACUCCUAAAGCAAUAAAAGACACAGCAUAGGGAAUGCUAAGAGAAAUCUCUGAGGGUAGAGAAUAAUUCUAUAAUAACUAGAAUCACAGAAGAGGGGAUAUAACAUACAUAGCAACCCUAAGAAUUGUUGGAAGGCCUAGUAAAAGAAUCAAGGGAAGAGAUAAAGAGGGAAAUUAGAGCUCUCAAUGAAAAACUCAAAAUGAGAAUGGGUGGCUCAGAACAGAAGUCAGAAAACCUUGGCCAAGCAGGAGACACCCACAAAAAGAAUAGAGGAGACAGAGUUCAAAAAUUCAAAGAUGUAAUAUGGUUAUUACAGGAAAGUCAAAAGACAGCAACAGUGGAAAAACAUGUGAGAUCUCUUCAAUCAAAAGUAAAACUCUUACACAUGUACUCCAGAGAAGACAAGGGCACUGAUUAUGAAAUAAGGAGAGAAACCACGAUAUCUUCAUCUAGCCAUUGUAUCAAAAAGAUGGAUUUAUGCGCUACAGAAAAACGAACCAAACAAAAAAACCCUUGUGAAAAUAAAAAAAGUAAAUACUAAUUUAUCCAGCUACAAAAAUCAAGAGCAGCAGGUAGCACACUUACAGGUAAAAGCCCGAGGUCAGCAGAAAGGGGUACUGGGAAGAGUGCAGGCACUGAGGGGAAGCUAGCCAGAGGACCCAAGGGGAGGUGAGCACAGAACUGGGAAGUCUUCCAGCUCCCAUGUUCUCUGACAGCUCGAGCCUGGAAGACCUAGGGCAGUCAAUCAGGUCCAGUCCCACAGGACCAGAAGACCUCAGUGCUACAGUGAGUAAUCCACAGCUAGGGUGGUUAAGCACCUGAGCAGUCAGAAAAAGAGGCAAGCUUCCUAUGUGGAGGAUUAGUCCACAUUAUACUAGGCACUGAAAGUUUGUAGCUACAGCUACAAUACCAAUGUACAAACUGACAGCCUUGAAAAACUCAGCAUUCUGUACAAAGUGGAUGUAGGCGAACUGGGACCUGCCGGCAGGAGUGUUAGGGAGUCAGUGACAACACAAAUGAAGACCAGGCGGGGGGGGCCACCACUCUAUCCAAGUGUACAGGAGCAGUCAGAAUCUGGCCUUGACAAAAAGUCCUAAUUUAGGAAGGAAAAUGUGAAAUGAGAAUAAACAGAAAAAAACAUUUAUGACCAAAAAAAAAAAAGGCAUCCAAGGACUUUCACUGUAUGAGUCUAGAGGAAGAGACUAAGUUUACAAAGACUACAGGCAGAACCUCAGACAGAGGCAUAAAUUGCCCACAAGAUCUAUUAAAAUUUCUGGAAGGGAUGAAACAAGAAAUAAACAGAAUAUGUACAAAUUAAAUUAGAACUCUAGAGGAAGGAUUUGGAAGAAGCAUGAACAGUUUGGUACCGGAGAUAUGAAAUCUUACACAAGUAACAGACCCCUUGGAAAUGACUCUAAGAAAUAAAUGACUCCAGGAGAUAAGAAGAAAUAUUAAAACAAAGUGAAAAGAAUUUUAAAAAGAGGAAAAUAUAAGGUAUCUCCUAAUAAAAACAACUCACUUAGAAAACAGAUCACAGACAGUUAAUCUAACAAUUAGACUAACAACCAUGACAAAAAACAAAUAACAGCAGGAUAUUUUAUUCUAAGAAAUCAUAAAUGAAAAUGACCCCAGACCCAUUAGAACCAGUCACCUCUUAAAAGAAACCACCAAAGAAAACUCCCAGGAACAUUAUGGACCAAUCCAGAGCUUUCAGGCUAAAAGUAAAAAAUGCUAAGCACAGCCAGAAGGAAAAAGUGCAAAUACCAAGGAACCAUGAUCAGGAUCAUUCAAGACUUGGCAGCUACCAAAUAAAGGACAGAAAAACUCAGAAUACAUGCUAUUCCAAAAGGCAAAAGAUACAGACUUAAAAAGGACUUUUAAUGAAUUAGAGGACUUUCAAGCAUUCCUGAUAAAAAGACAAAAGCUGAAUAGAAUCUCUGAAAACACAGAAGUCAAGAGAAACUAAGGAAGGUAAAUAUACUGGGGCAAUUGGAAGGGAAUAUACAGUGAUAAAAUGCAUUAUAGAGGGAAGCGAUAACAAAUAUUUGCUUAGAAUCUUAAUGUCUAUAAAAAUAAAAGAAAUUAAAUAAGA
Molecule: messenger RNA, 3579 nt
Organism: Phascolarctos cinereus (koala)
Lineage: Eukaryota; Metazoa; Chordata; Mammalia; Diprotodontia; Phascolarctidae
Gene: ACKR4
Product: atypical chemokine receptor 4
Biological process (GO): positive regulation of cytosolic calcium ion concentration; cell chemotaxis; calcium-mediated signaling
Cellular component (GO): external side of plasma membrane; membrane
Molecular function (GO): scavenger receptor activity; C-C chemokine binding; C-C chemokine receptor activity
Source: RefSeq, a predicted model, not a curated record